Molecule: messenger RNA, 2245 nt
Organism: Arabidopsis arenosa
Lineage: Eukaryota; Viridiplantae; Streptophyta; Magnoliopsida; Brassicales; Brassicaceae
Source: the annotation of a GenBank genome assembly
CCGAUUUUCUCUGUUCGAGAAAGUGCGUUAGGGUUCCGAUCAAAUCAUGGUGGUUUCUGGUUUGAUGGAGGUUAACCGUCGGCCACUUAAGAUUCCGAAGUUGAACAAAGGUUGCGAAGGAUCGAAAUCGUCCUCCAAACAACUCAAGCUAGGAGAAGUAGAAGAUGAUGAGUAUCUUCGACAGUAUUUGUUGUUUCACUACGAAUUCCAUAAAUCCGAGGGUUUCACGGUUGAUUGGGAGCAAUAUGAUUACGCGUUCCAUAUUAGGUCGUUGGAUACUUCACCACCUAUUAGCCAGACACGAACUAAUGCUGAAGUGAUCAAUGACGUGACACUCUUUGCCAUUGAGAAACACAAUGAAGCUCAUGGAACAAAAAUUGUGUUUGUCGAGCAUGUAUCAGCUAAUUUCAAUUUUGCUUCUGGUCUUCUCUGCUGGUUAACAUUCUGGGCUACAGAUAUGGCCUCAUCCGCUCCUGAAUCUAAAAUCUAUCAAGUAAAAGUGUGGCGUCGCGGAAAACAGUUUGAUAUUCCCAUCUUCAGGCUCAAGCCAAAGGACGAAGAGAUGGAUUCUGUUGAAGUGGAACCUCCCACUCCCAUGCAUUAUGAUGACUAUGAUAAACCACCGGUUGUCUUUGUUCGAGCUGGUCCUGAAGAUGGUGUCCCUUUUGUCUUCGAUCGAACUGGAGCCCUUCUUAAUGGUUCCGAUCAAAUCAUGGUGGAUUCUGUUUUGUUGGAGGAUAAUUGUCGCCCUCUUAAGAUUCCGAAGUUGCACGAAGCUUGCGAAGGAUCAAAAUCUUCCUCCAAACAGCUCAAGCUAGGAAAAGUGGAAGAUGAUGAGUAUCUUCGACAGUAUUUGUUGUUUCACUACGAAUUCCAUAAAUCGGAGGGUUUCACGGUUGAUUGGGGGAAAUAUGAUUACAUGUUCCAUAUUAGGUCGUUGGAGACUUCACCACCUAUUAGCGAUACACGAACCAAUGCUGACGUGAUCCAUGAUGUGACACUCUUUGCCAUUGAGAAACACAAUGAAGCUCAUGGAACAAAACUUGUGUUUGUCGAGCAUGUCUCAGCUAAUUUCAAAUUUGCUAAUGGUCUUCUCUGUUGGUUAACAUUCUGGGCUACAGAUAUGGCCUCAUCCACUCCUGAAUCUAAAAUCUAUCAAGUAAAAGUGUGGCGUCGCGGAAAAGAGUUUAAGAUUCCCAUCUUCAGGAUCAAGCCCAAGGACGAAGAGAUGGAUUAUGUUGAAGUGGAACCUCCCACUCCCAUGCCUUAUGAUGACUAUGAUAAACCACCGGUUGUCUUUCUUCGAGCUGGUCCUGAAGAUGGUGUCCCUUUUGUCUUUGAUCGGACUGGAGCUCUUCUUGAUGAUUAUAGGUCUGGCCUGGUUCCUGAUACGUUCUUCGUUGAUCAAGGCAAGAAGAUGACAAUUGAUUACGAAAUCUGCAGUGAUCCGUUUGAUUCCCGAUGUGUCCUAGCCACUUCAAUGUAUCCUCCUGGAGCUGAACCAAAGAAGGCGAAACGUUUCUUGGAGAAGAUCAGAGGGAAAGAGGUUGAUAUGAUUCAAAACUACACAAGAGAUGAAGAGUUUUAUCUUAUCAACGAUCAGAUCAAGAAGAGCCAGGGCUUUGACGUCGAUUUCUCAAUGUUCCGUGUCCUUUUCGAUUUCUACCCUUCGCUUCUCGAUGAGAGCAAUGCAACUAAAAAACCAGAAACUGAUAGAGAGUAUUUUGGUAGAUUAGCUAAUGAAGCCAUUGAGGAUUACAACAAAAGAGAGAGGACGAGUUUUGAGUUUGUUGAGGUUGAGAAAGUUAAUGUUCACUUAGGUAGCGGAUACAUCUACUUCAUCACAUUUGUAGUCAAGGAUCCUUGUGAUGAUGAUAACCAGACAAAGAUCUUUCAAGCUAAGGUCCACAAUGUUUUAUGUAGAGAGAUUGCGCACUGCUUCUGCAGGCCAAAACCCGAACAACAAGGUACAUUAUCUCAGAAUUAGUUGGAUUUCUCAACCUUUGUUGUUAUUUUUAAGUUUAGUAGAAAUCAUGAAAGUUUUGGUUUCAAUCUGUUUUAAAUUGUUCUUUUGUUUUAGGGAAGAUAUAUACAAGUGUUGUGUCUUUGUAAAGUUUAGGUCUUGUGUUAAGUAGAAAAUCAAGAAAAGCUUUCAAUAUGUUUUAGUUGUUUGCUUUUUCUCGAGAAAGUACUUAUGUGUGUGAGUAUACAAACAUGUGUUUGGCAGUAAAAUAUGAUGAAGAUU